Bolinopsis microptera is the source of this 3837-nucleotide messenger RNA. RefSeq lists its product as uncharacterized. The transcript has 14 exons. NCBI's taxonomy places the organism in Eukaryota, Metazoa, Ctenophora, Tentaculata, Lobata, Bolinopsidae. The coding region runs from base 9 to 2600 and encodes 863 amino acids. The record is from RefSeq and is a predicted model, not a curated record.
AUGACACAAUGUCUGAAGAGACCGAAGUAGUGUGUCUUACAAACCCCUUCAAACCAAUUCAACCAGGAAUUGUGAAAAUGGAGCGCACCGAUGACAUUCAGAUAAUAUCGUCAUCAAAGAACACUAGCUCCAAUAGCUCCAAUACUGUCGGACCAAGUAGUAGUACUCACGUCUCCCCUACGGCUAACGGCUCAGCAACCAGUUUAGCGACUGCUCUGAGUAAUGCGCUAGCUCGGCGCAGCACCAGUCCUGCUGAUGCUCCUGCUGCUGAUUUGGACGAGCUGAGAAUGUUGCGCACUUUGCUACAGCGCGCUACCGAAAAGAACAAGAACCUGAAGCUGCAAAAAGAGAAGAUUUUACUGAAACGGAAGAUACUGGCCGUUGAGCGGGAAAAUAACAGCCUUAAAGAUGAAAUCGGAGGACUGGAGAAACAGCCACUUGCUAAUUCCGCACAAGCUCAGCUCAGAGCGCCCCAUUCAGUAACAGGUGUAAGGGUACCAUCAGCACAGCUCCCCCUACGACUUAACAACAGCUAUAACAAUUUACACAGACAGCAUCAAGCAGCUAAAGCUGCCCAAGUACAACUACAGCAGCAGCAAGUUGCCCAGCAACAACAGGCAGCCCAGCAGCAGCAGCAGAAUCCCCAUCUCAGACCUAACCCCGCCGCACAGAAUAUGAUAAACAAACAUUUUCAGCAAAACUCUCACUCACAGCAAGUGUCUCGAUACCAGAACCCAGCCGCAGCUGCACUUGCACAUCGACUACAGAACCCACAUUGGCCCGCUCCAAACAGGCAGUACCAACCCCAACACAUACAGAAACCUCUCAACCAUCUCCCCAACACGUCUUCCUACUACACUCCCCAGCAACAAGCGGCCCAAAACGCCGCCGGUCAACAUGCUGUCGGUCAGCUGCAGCAACAAGCAGCAACUCAACAACACACCCCUGCACCCGUCCCCCAACCCUCGCCCUCCCCACACUUGGUGCAGCACCACACUCAGGUCCAGCAGCAACCAGCUCAUCAACCAGCUCAUCAACCAGCUCAUCAACCAGCCCACCAACCAGUCCACCAACCAGCUCAUCAACCAGCUCAUCAACCAGCUCACCAACCAGCUCACCAAGUAAACCGUCUACAACACGUGUCAGCUGCAGUCCCACAGCGACAUCCAAAUCCAGGGUCCUCUAACCACGCUACACUGGCGGCUGUGAACAAGAUCCUAAAUGGGAGCAGUCUCUCAGGAAUAGCCACCAGUCUCUCAGCUGCAGUUACUAACUUAUCCAGCGCCCACAACACCCUCGUCAAUAACCACGCUGGCAUGCACGGCAGCCAGGCCCGGCUUGUUCAGGCUCGGCCCAUGUCCCAGCAGCAAACCCCGACUAACACUGUGAACUCAGUUAACACAGUUAACACUACGAACAAUGCUAACUCUGCUAACACAGUUGAGGUUAACUUGGUGAAAAGUUUAUCUAACCAGGGAUUACAUCCUCGUGUUAACGAACAACAAAUUAACGAUCUCAUCAAAUCAGCUCUUCAGAAAGGAGGUUACGAAAACUUGUUGGCACAGAUGCAGGUAAUGGCUCGUACUUCUUCCAGCACACCCACCCCAAUUCCCACCACGGAGGCUGUGUCAAGUAGCAGUCUGGAAACUAGUUCCGCUUCUGCUACCGCUGACAUCUCACCUACCACCGCUGGAGUUGCCAGCAUGGAAGUUGUUGAGUCAAGUGCAGGAGCUUUAGGAACAUGUAGUACAGUACAGAUCAGUGGAGCUAACGAAGAUGUGGAGGUAGAUAUCGGUAUCCCUGACAACGACCAAACUGCAAUGGAUUACUCCGCCAGUUUCACCAACCACCACACCACAAACGACGAUCUGGAAACCUUUACAGAGCUCUUCGCCAUGUCUGACGACCCGCUCAACGUGACGUCACCCACCAUGGAGAUGCCGAACGGUAACUUGGCGUCAGCUGAACAUGGCGCUACGUCAGAGACGGUUCAGCCAGCCUUCGAUUUAAAUAAGCUUGAUAACGCUACAUUGGAACAGCUGAUCAGCUCCGUGUGCUCCCUUUGCUCCGGCGACUCAACGCAAAACAAGACUGGGGUACGAGAAGAACUGUUGACUUGUUGUGACUGCAGCAAUAGCGGACACCCCAGUUGUUUACAAUUCUCCGCGGAAUUAACAGAAAAAGUGAAGACCUACUCGUGGCAGUGUAUCGAGUGUAAAACGUGUGUGCUGUGUGGCCAGCUGGGGGACGAUAACAAGCUAAUGUUCUGUGAUGAGUGUGACAAGGGUUUCCAUACUGACUGUUUGUCACCUGCAUUGUCGGAGGUACCUGAGGGUAAUUGGUCAUGUGUGUUCUGCAAAGGUAUAAGUGUACCCUCAGCGGGCAUCAUCGCCAGAUCCAGUUCAAACUCACGAGAUAUUCUUCUACAGAAAGCUAACAAAGUUAUUAAUAAUGCGUCCACAGACAAGGGUCCAGCCGAGAUGAUGCAGAAAACAGAAGAGAUUAUAGCGUCCCUGCUAGCUACAGGUCGCAAGAGAGCAAAGUCCAGUGAUAACGACAAAGAUGCACCCUCUUCUAAACGUGUUCUCCAUGACAUGUGAUCAGAUGCCAUUCAUUAGUUAAUUAAUUAUUUAAUUAACUGGUUGAUUAUUCGAACGAGAGAAAGUGGUUGAGAAAUUGAGUGUUCCGCCGAGAAGUGGCGUGUUCUGCAGAUGAUGUAUUUAGUUUUGAGGACGUUUAAAUUGUUUAAUAGUUGCAGUAUGAUGAAUAUAUAAUAGAGAUAAACAAUGUAAAGCAUGAUGUGCCACCAUUUACAACUACCGAACUAGUUUGCAGUGGCAAGAUUCCAUAUAGUUAGAACCGUCCUAACUUUUUGAUAAAUUUAUUCCUUCUAAAACUUUUCAUAGGGUUAAAUGAGUGAUGUUUCUGACGGUUCAUAUUUUGUUAUAGAUAUUACGAUUUUUAUUUGUUGUUACAAAUUUAAAUUUACGAAAUAGAAAUUAAGGCUAUGUAAUUCUUUUCAUCGUAUUUCGGUUGAAAUUAGGAUAAGAUUAUGGCUUAAAAAUUCGCGGACUCAUGAAUAUUUCUUCUCUUUCGACUUAAAUCUUAUGAACAGAUAACUUAAUUUUACUGAUAAACUUAAAGAUUUGCACAUUGUUAUUUAAUUCAGGUAAGAAUUUUCUAUCAGAGAUGCGUUAAAUUAUCAGAUUAGUCUAUACAACUGGUUUUCAAAUUUAAACUAUUUGUCGAUGAUCAUCCUUGAAAUAAAAUUUUAUUGACUCCGCUAUUACAAAAUUCGGCGUAUUAAGAAAAAGUUAUAGUUUGUUAAUCUAACAAUGGGUCAACUUAUUUAUUUUUCCUCACUUUCCCUAUUAAAUAAGUUAUAAGCCUAGUUAUAGUACAGUAGACUUUUCCUAUAUUCAAUGGUACUGAUAGAGUAAUGAUAGGUUUAUUUAUCUGUCAGUGAAAUGUUUGGUGAAGGGUAGAAUAUCUCCCAACUUUUAGUAGUGAGCAAUCUGUAGCCGAGAGAAAUAAUUACAUUUUUGAGAUGCCAAUAUGAUACAUAUCGCGACAUGGUGAUUUACUUUAGUCAUAUUAGUCAUGAUGUGAAUCAGUAAUAUUUGAUGGUAUUAAGAAGCUAUGAAGUGUAAAUUUAGAUACUUUGUGACCAAUUGAUAUUGUAUUUGUGCUCUUCUGAAUUAAUUACAAAUAUUUUAUGAUGCCCGUUGUAACCUAUACAGUAUACAUUGAUCACUAAUAAAUUGUUUUCUCACUUUAUGAACACACAGCGACCAGAUAUUUAAAUUAAUGAGCAUUAAAGGGCGCAAAGCUCACAUU